AUGUCGACCUCUGCCCGCCGUCGUCUUAUGCGCGACUUCAAGCGUAUGCAAACUGACCCCCCUGCUGGAGUUUCUGCAUCCCCCGUGGCGGACAAUGUCAUGACCUGGAACGCCGUCAUCAUCGGCCCUGCCGAUACUCCCUUUGAAGAUGGCACUUUCCGCCUUGUCAUGCACUUUGAGGAGCAGUACCCAAACAAGCCUCCGGGCGUCAAGUUCAUCAGUCAGAUGUUCCACCCGAACGUCUACGGUACGGGCGAGCUCUGCCUGGACAUCUUGCAGAACCGUUGGAGCCCAACCUAUGACGUGGCAGCCAUCCUGACCAGUAUUCAGAGGUACGAACCCUAG
This is a messenger RNA of Aspergillus luchuensis, 345 nucleotides long. RefSeq names its product E2 ubiquitin-conjugating protein RAD6 (gene ubc2). The record is from RefSeq and is a predicted model, not a curated record. The coding region runs from base 1 to 345 and encodes 114 amino acids. Gene Ontology annotation, biological process: proteasome-mediated ubiquitin-dependent protein catabolic process; DNA repair; protein polyubiquitination. Gene Ontology annotation, molecular function: ubiquitin conjugating enzyme activity. Lineage: Eukaryota; Fungi; Ascomycota; Eurotiomycetes; Eurotiales; Aspergillaceae. Gene Ontology annotation, cellular component: HULC complex. The transcript has 3 exons.